This is a messenger RNA of Owenia fusiformis, 2665 nucleotides long. The record is from the annotation of a GenBank genome assembly. Lineage: Eukaryota; Metazoa; Annelida; Polychaeta; Sabellida; Oweniidae.
AUGACACAAAUGUCACGAUCAUACCUAGGUUACGCUUGGGCUAUGACAAUUCACAAGCUAUAUCUAUAAAUCUAAAUCAAAGACAGACAUAUCAAUACACACGCUAUUUGUUCGAUAUCACAGGUUCUAUGGUUUUAUCGGAUAAACCUAUCUCUGUUCUCUCUGGAUCAGAUUGUACUCGUAUUCCAUGGAGUAUUGCAAACUGUGGACAAUUGGUUGAACAAGUCCCACCAUUGGAGGCCUGGGGCAAUCAGUUCGUUACAGGAUCUAUAGGUGGAAGACCAAAUGGAAAUCAAUUCCGCCUUAUUUCAUCUGAAGAUGAUAAUCGUGCUUCACAAGGGGCGAGGUUUACUGUUCUAUCAAAAGGGCAGUUUUGGGGAGUCAAUCCUGAUAGCCAGGAUGAAUCUUACCUAUUCAUCGAGUGCGAAAAGCCAUGUCUUUUGGUUCAAUAUAACAGGGCAUUCAACGUCGAUAACCCUCGCAUCGGGACCAGUCCGUUUAUGAUGAUCGUUCCACCUUUGAGACAAUACACAAGUGGCCAACAUACGUUUCCGACAUUUAAAAGGGACACGUUUAACAGAGACUACUCAAACUUUCUGACGGUGGUUUCCAGCUACUCUGGGCUUAUGUUAAACGGGGAGUACAUAACAGGGUGGAAGAAUAUCCCGUCGACGAAUUACGCAGCUGCCAUAGUUGAUGGGUUAAGGUAUGAUGGAUCUUUGAAGAUAACUCAUUGGUCAAAAAAUGCUACAUUUGCGGCCUUCUCUUAUGGCCACUGGCUCAACGCCCAUGGGUUCCCGACUGGCAUGGGUACUCGGGCACUACAAGGAGCUGGUAAUACUACUGAUCCAGAACCUGAAUUUUACACCAAAAACGAUUACAAAGUAUACUAUAUCGGAAGUAAAUGGAAUCUCAGAAAUUCCACCGAAAACUAUGUCACCUUUGACGUGAGAACGUGUAGGGGUGCUAUGAUAUACCUUAGUCCUAACAUGAAUGACAGAGAUUACAGAAAUCUGUAUCAUCUAGAAAUCAGUGGUGGUGACAAUAGGUUUUCCUUCAUUGCAAGAGGACAAAACGGACCUAGAUUGGUACAGGUUUACACACCAACAGUUGUCUCGUGCGACGAGUUCGCUUCUUUCUGGAUCAGAUGGGAAAAUUUCGGAUCUGGGAGUGACUUCAGAGUACGGCUAUCCCUUGGUAUGGGAACCUGUAUAGGCGUUCGCGAACUUAUGGCAUAUACAGACUCGACGGAUCCCCUUGAUCUCAAGUACAUUGGUAUUGGAUCGUAUACAAUAUCAGACGGUCAUUGGUUUCUUCACCCAGAUCAAGAUUGCUCCGCAGUCACAGACCCUCCGACCCUUAAUUUUACUACCACCGUUGACCCAUCUGCGCCAAGUCCAACGUCACCUUUACCACGAUAUGGUGACUUUCAAGAACGCUGUCAUUGUCGUUUCACGGUGGAGCCAAACAUUACGGCUGGUGAAAAAGAGCCUGGUGAAACCCUUUUCGAAAUUGAUGACAUUUUGUAUAACCUUACUGGUCAAAACGGUGGAGAAUGCUUCGGCUGUGCACACGUUAUGGACAGAUGUAGAAUCGACUGUACGGAAAAAGCGUUAUCAUAUUGGAACCCGGGGGGAUUUUCAAACCUGAUUGAUGUCGAAGGGGGUGUCGGUACGAGACAGAGAACAGUUGGACAGUUGUUAUGCGAGGCCUAUCUGAGGACUCUACCACCUCCCGGCGUCCGCGUUGUUGUGUAUUAUGACCCGGGACGCUGCGGACAGGAGUUCCAUACGCUUGUGUCGGCUGAGUCUCUGUGCUGCAAAGAGAUCGAUGUUCCGGAGAUCGGCUUUGUAGUCGUGUGGGAUAGACACUGUGAUGGCGAUGUAGAAUGGCCGGGUGGAGAUGGCGCUUCUAAUGUAUAAUGUAGCUAAUUGUAUUGUGUCUAGAACAAUUUAGCCUCCUUGUUACUUACCUGGUCCAUGAAUUCACCUACCAUUGUCCCCAAGCCUAUUUCAACCAUGACCCAGAGAGUGUACAUAUCUGACUAGCAAUUUCAACACUGCACAUUUCAUGUUUUGAAAGUUUUAAGAUCGAGUUCACUGUAUUAUAUAUAUCUAUGUUAUAUUAGAAAAUUAAUGACAUGAUUAGAAAAAGUUGGAAUCUCUGCACCACUGCAUUCAGUGCAUUCCUCUCCAAAAGUUUGAUAACUAACAACCCCAAUGAACGAUAUUAUAGAAGCCUGUUAAUUUAUUUUGAAUUUAAGAUCUUUUUCUUUGUCAUUUUCGACUUAUUGUGGAAAAGAUUCAAAGUCAUAACCAGGCUUUAUAUCUAUAUCCGAGGAGGAUUCAAAAGUUGCCAAUUUGAAGGGGACUGUACAAUUGAAUACACGUAAAAUGUGAAAACUGGUAUAACUGUAAAUUAGCCAGACCCUCAAUCCAUACUUUUCCCGACCAUCUUGGGAAUCAAAACGUUACCUCUCAUUGUGGUUCAAUCAAGUGUAAAUAGAAUGAAGAUUAUCAUGCGCAUUUUUACUCUCCAUUGCAUGUUCCUGUUACAACCAACCAUAACACUAUGUACACUAUGUUCUUUUAAGUGCUAUAACACUGUGACUUUCAAUCUGAUGGUCAUGAAAUAAGGUAGGCAGGUUGGAAAUUGACUGAUGUAC